AUCCAGACAUGUUGCUUUUACAAAUGUAUAAAAAUGGCAUCAAUGACAGCAGAUACGUUCUCUAAUUAUAGCAAGUCUAAUUAAAUAUUGAUACUUUGUAUUGGAAAUUUUUUUACAGCAAAUUAGGAGCCAAUCUCCCCACCCCAAAAACUGGAAACCAGCCAUUGUUGUCUGACCCGAAGAAACCUAAUUCAGGACUUGAUCGGACUUAGCUUCAUCCCACCUAACUAACAUUUCAAACCUUGUCUCUUCAAACUGCCAAUACAUUCAUGAACCUUGUGAUUUUUGCUGCUUCCUGAGUCGUAACCUUAAGAGAUGUCUGUUUUCUCCCAACACCCAAACCUGUGUUGUCCAGGUCAAUACAUUCUAUGAUCUCUGGUCCGCUUCCUCUUCGUCAGAGAUAUCUCCUUCCCUUGAUGCCAGCCCUCCUUUCGUCGUCCUCUCCUUGGACGACUGUCUGGAGGACAUUUUAAAUCUCUAUUACAAUCUUUACAGCAGUAACAACAAACCUUUUUUUUUUUAUCAUUGCAAUGUCUCAUGUGAUCUUGUCACCCUUUCAACUCUUGGAACUCAAUGUCAUUUCUGCACAAGAUCUCGCCAAGGUCUCACGAAAGAUGAAAACCUAUGCAGUUGCAUGGAUCCACCCUGACCGGAAACUUUCAACAAGAAUCGACUCUGAGGGACGCAACAAUCCCACUUGGAAUGACAAAUUUGUUUUCCGCGUGGAUGACAGGUUCCUCCAUGGUGACACCUCUGCUGUCAUGAUUGAAAUCUACGCCCUGCAUUGGUUCCGUGACAUUCAUGUAGGCACCGUCCGCGUGAUUGUUGGGAACCUGAUUCCCCCGCCUGAUCCCCGCCAUCACAACCAAUUUCAGAUAGGCAUGCGCUUCGUUGCUCUCCAGGUCCGCCGACCGUCAGGACGCCCCCAGGGGAUUCUUAACAUUGGUGUGGCGCUUCUUGAUAGCUCAAUGCGAAGCAUGCCAUUGUAUUCACAACUUAGCUCGGCCGUGGGUUAUCGUCAGCUUAUGGGGGAAGAGGACGUGAAUCAUCAUAAAGAUGCUUCUGAUGUUAGCAGUAGUGGCAUCCGUUCCAAUCCCCUCUUGCUUCCUUGGCCUCCGAAACCUGAAUUAAGACGUACGAAGAGUGAUUCAAGUUCCUUGUUUGGGUCAAUGGUGAUGGAAAAGGAAAAAAUGGUGAUGAAAGGGAAGGGUGCUUCCAUGAUUAGUGGCUCAGAAUCGGAGGAUACGAAGAUGAUGAAUGGAGGGAGAACAAAAGCUCGUUCCAUGGUCAGCGGAUCAGAAUUGGAGAAGAAGAACAAGAAUUGGAGAAAAGAAGCCAGUUACAUGAUAAGUGGCUCAGAGAUUGUCAAGAAAGACCAAAAUAAUAAUUUGGUUCUUAGUGAUUCAGAGCUUAAUGGGGCAUUUGCAAAAGCCUCGUUAAGCUCUGAAGCAUUAACAAACGAAAGAUCUGAUGACAAAUCAACCGAAUUGGAUAACAUUGUGAAACCUUUACCGAAGUUUCCAGGGUUGGAUCUUGCAUCUCCGUACAACAACUUCAGGCAUGCAACUCCGAAAAAGGCAAAUUUAAUAAGUAGGCCAGCUAUAACAGAUUCAGAAUUGGGCCCAUCACCAUCAGAGGUGGCGGCAGUAAUGACAAGAAAGAAAAAUCGUCGAUUCGUAGAGAUAGAGAGUGAGAUAAUGGGAGUAAUGAGCUUGGAUGGAAGCAUGGAGGGUCUUCAAUCUAAACUGGAAAGAUGGAGAGCAGAGCUUCCGCCAGUUUACGAUGCCAGUGAUAUCUCAAGUUUUCCUGCUAGUAGCACUUCUAAAGAAAGCAAAAUUGUUAAACAACACAGCCGCAGGCACAGUGCUGAUGAUGAUGGCACGUUUACUUGCUUCGGUAGAUUUUGUGGUUUGGAGUGUUCAAUUGUAUGUGGUGGCCCUCCCAGGAGGAAAACAGAUGGGAAGAGGAAUCGAAGCUAUUCCAUGGAUAAUUUGAGGUAUAAUGUUUAAAUUUACCUGAUCAGUGACUGAUGGGAUCGUUUAUCUCUGUGAUUCGGAUUAUUCGAUCGGUUAAAGUCGGGAAACUAACAGCCUUUUGCUAUAGUGCGUCAUGAGAAUUAAGGUAUCAUAAGAGUCUGCCCUAUAGCCUCUCUCUAAUUUGAUAUUAUCUAUGUACAAUGGCACAGUUCGGAGAUCAGUUUUAUCAGAUAUGUUGAUGUUGACUGUACGAAGAUCUUGUCACAUUCUACUCCUGAAGUUAACAAUCCUUGCUUUCAGACAUUUUCUUCUGCUGGCCAAGAAUGUUGUCUCUUUACCUUUGCUCUCCGAUUAUUUUCUUUUGAAUCUUGUUAGAUUGAAGAGUUUUUGUUAUCUUCAGUGUUAAUCAAGCAUCACUUUUUAAAUACCAAGAUCAAUUGCCUUAGAA
This is a messenger RNA of Populus trichocarpa (black cottonwood), 2424 nucleotides long. RefSeq lists its product as uncharacterized. The transcript has a single exon. Lineage: Eukaryota; Viridiplantae; Streptophyta; Magnoliopsida; Malpighiales; Salicaceae. Bases 531 to 2009 code for a protein of 492 amino acids. The record is from RefSeq and is a predicted model, not a curated record. Gene Ontology annotation, biological process: defense response.